Molecule: messenger RNA, 1965 nt
Organism: Schistosoma bovis
Lineage: Eukaryota; Metazoa; Platyhelminthes; Trematoda; Strigeidida; Schistosomatidae
Source: the annotation of a GenBank genome assembly
GUGUUAUCUACUCCUCAGUUUAUUGAUUUUUAAAAAAAAUAAAUCAUUAACAAUAACCUGUUUUUUCAUGUGUUUGUGUGUAUGUGCAUGUAUGUAUGUAUGUAUGAUUUCACUAUAUUGACUGUUUGACACGUGUAUAUAUUUAAAUUAUAUGAAUUGAAUUUCUAUUGAAUUGAGUAAUAAUCACUGUUACUUUUGAUGAUCAUAAAUUGAUCGAUUUGACUGAUUAGUAAUCAUUAAUGAUGAAUUAUUCAAUAUGAAACCUUUUCUAUUCAUUUUUAUUUACAAGAGAUUAAUUAGUAAGUUGAUAUUAUUGAAAUAUGGAAAGAAAUAAUACAAUAAAUGAUUUUUCAAUAUAUAAUGAAAAUAUGAAUGAUCAACCGAAUAUAAAUGAUAAAUCGAAUAUUAAUGAUAAAUCGAAUAUCAAUAAAGGUUCAUCACUUGUUAAACAAUUAAAACAAACUAUUGAAAAUAUUCCAAAAACUACAAAUCAUAUCAAACAAUUCAUGAAUUAUUAUACACCAAAUCAAAAACAAUUAGAUGAUUUACAAAAAGAAUUAGAAAAACAUACAAAAGCUGUACAAAAUGAAACUUAUAAAAAUCUUUAUUUAAAUGAUCAGAAUUUAAAAAAUUCAAUUUUAAAACAAUCAAUAUUAGAACAAUCCAAUAAUUCGAUUGAUAAAAAUAAAAUGAUUAAUAUAAAUGAUCAAAAUAUUGAAAAUCAUUUAGAAAAUUCGGAAAUUUAUUAUUCCAUUGUAAAUGAUCAUUAUUAUUCAUCUAUUAAAUUGAAUUAUUUAGAUCAAAAUUAUUUACAAAAAUAUGAUAGUGAAAAUUGUAUAAUACCAUCAAAAAGUCGACAUUAUAAAACAGAAUUAUGUAAACGCUAUUUAAAUAGUUCUAAUGGGGAUUGUAGUUAUGGUAAUAAAUGUCAAUUUGCUCAUGGUAUUAAUGAACUUAGAUUUGCUCCACGUCAUCCACGUUAUAAAACUGAAAUAUGUUAUAGUUAUCAUGUUUUUGGAACAUGUAAUUAUGGGAAAAGAUGUGAUUUUAUUCAUGAUGAACCAUUGGAAAAGUUGAUUCUUAUUCGACUACAAAAUCAAUUAUUUCAAGCUUAUCGAAAAAGUCAUCCACAUGUACAAGAGGUUCGUUUAAUCGAGUUAUUAGGAUUAAAAGAGGAUAAUUGGGAGAGUUUAAAAGUAUUAUCAUCAGCGUUAUACGAUGAAAAAACGUUUCAUAGUAAUGAUGAUAACUUUUCUGUCAUUACUAGUAACGAACUCUAAUAUUUAUGAAGGAAUUUCAGUAAUAGAGAUAGAUGUUUGAUGGGUAGAUUGUUAUACUUGAUUAACUAAAUUUAUCUUAAGCUUAAUAUGUGCAGUUUUUCUUGUUUUAACCAGCAUUUUCACAGAACAAAUUUUCAUUUGCAUGGUAAUAUAUUUAAAAUUUAUUUUCUAAGAUUAUGUACAAUGCUUUUAUUGAAAUAAUAAUUUGGCAAUUAAUAAUAAAUUGAUGUUGCGCAAUGGCCAUUAGUCUACUCUUAUAAAAAUGAGUGGCAUUAUACAAAUAAAAUGGAGUUAUAUAUAUAAUCAGCUUAAAUUUAUCGUUCAUCACGGUAUGCUUUUGCACGGAAAAUUCGAAGUAUGUAGAAAGAGCUGGGGGAACAGAGUUAACAAUGGACACUCUAGGUCUAUUUCAAGCACAAAGUUCAGUAAGUUUGAAUAUUAUUAAUUUAAUCCAGAAUGUGUAUUGCAGACUUGAUAGGAGUAAUCACAUGGAUUUAGCAGAAGCGUUUGUUUUCAUUUAAAACUCUCCUAAUAAACUGUAUACCUAGGUCACUAAAAGUGAAAUAGUUAGAUAUUUGGUUCAUAUUAUUUCAACUUACUACAAAAGGGAAUAUACAUAAGUUAAGCUUUACUUGUCACUAGUUUUAUUACGGUCUGGUUUCAUCGAGGGCAGGCUGCUUUUAAA